AUGGCGCCGUCGAUGGCGAGGCUGUGGAUUGCUGUACUUAUCGUAACUGUAUGUGAGGCAUCGCCAACAGUCUCGUUCCCCAUCAACUCUCAGGUGCCACCUAUCGCCCGCCUCGGCGAGCCCUUCGAAUUCGUCUUCUCGGCAACAACCUUCUCUUCCGCCUCGCUCAUAACAUACACCCUGUCGAAUCCGCCAAACUGGCUAUCAAUCGAGAGCGGCGCGCGACGAAUAUUCGGCACACCUCGGGACGCAGAUAUACCCUCUGGACAAGUCGUCGGUGUGCCUAUCACGAUCGUCGCAACUGAUCUCGCGGGGUCCGUCUCGUCGCCCGCGACGCUUGUGGUGUCGAGGAGUCCGGGCCCAGUUGUCCAGAUUCCGCCUGCAGAGCAGGUCCCCAAGUUUGGCCAACCCUUCUCUCAGCCGGCCUCAGUGCUCUCCUAUCCGGAUUAUGACUUUGACUAUGCUUUCUCAUCAUCCACCUUCUCCCGGCCGAACCUCAACUACUAUGCCGUCAGUGGAGAUAAUAGCCCUUUACCAGCUUGGAUCACGUUCGACCCGAGCAGGCUGGGAUUUCGCGGGAGGACACCACCCCUAAGUUCGUUAGUUAACCCCCCGCAGGCGUUUGAGUUUAAGCUCAUGGCCUCCGAUGUGAUUGGGUUCUCAGCCGUCUCGUUGUCAUUCUUUAUUGUCGUAGGGGAGCACCAGAUGACGGCUGAAGAGACUUCGUUAACCAUCAACGCGACCAUCGGCUCUGCCGUGUCUGACAAGAACUUGAAGGGUAAGGUUAGGCUGGAUGGCAAAGAGGCAGAGGCCAGUGAUAUAAAAUCGGCUGAGACGCCAAACAUUCCCUCCUGGCUGUCAUUCGACAAGAGCAACUGGGAGUUUCGGGGCACGCCACGGGCAGAUUCCCGGCCAACCUCUUUCCCACUGAUUCUCCAAGAUCAAUACGGGGAUUCCCUAAACCUGACCGUCCAGAUCAACUUUGCGACAGCUUUGUUCCGCAGUUCUCUCAGAGAACUGCAACUCAGGGCUGGCUCUCAAUUCUCCUUCGACUUGAAGCCAUACUUACUGAACCCGGCCACAACCGACAUCGAACUGGAGACAAACUCAGCUUCGAGUUGGGCCAGUUACGACGCGCCAGCGAUGAGAUUGUCCGGCAACGUUCCGAGAAAUCAAGGUGUCUCUGCUGCGACGCUGGUGCUCAAGGCUAAAUCCAAAAACUCCGACAUCACAGACGAGCGCGCCUUAAGGAUACGCAUAGACGAUGAAAGCGCAACCACAUUCCCAACGACCCUGAUUAUAGCCCCGACUUCAUCAGCAAACCAGCAGCCAACGCCGGCGGGCGAAACUUCGUCGGGAUUGAUUUCCCAAUCAAGCUUGCCGACAUCUGGCAGCGAGUCUAGCGCAGGUGGAGGACUCUCCCUGGGAAAGAUACUGCUGGCUGUGCUCUUGCCUGUGACGCUGCUUGCCAUCUUGUUCUUGUUCCUGUGUCUGGCCUGGCGCAGACGCAGACGGCGCAGAUCUCGACCCCUGGACAGGAAGGACAUCUCAGGGCCCAUUCCUGGCAGUUUCAUGCAGGUCGGUGUCCCUGAAGAUUCGCCAAUGCGAGGUAUUAGCAAGAGCGUCGAUAUGGGAUACCAGGAGACCUCGACAAAGAACGGUACCCCUGGCGGCCGGACCUUCUCCCCAGUAGCGUCGAGACAGAUUCUCUACGGGUUCCCGAUGACACCACCGCCACGCGUACCUCCUGUGCCUGGACGCGUACUGAAGGCAGAGAAAGACCUUAAAGACGGUAAAAACGCUAGUAGCGGCUGGAAAGCAGCCAAUAUAUUUGCGGCUGCCACCAGAAAAGCGCGCAGGGCGAGGUCAAAGAGUUAUCUUUCAGACACUAGCGUAUACGUAGACCCGCAGCCCUUUGACGUCUCGACGGUGCCUUUGCCACCUCAGAUAGCUGGAAGUGCCGGGGGUGCGGGUUCAUUCCGGGGCAACGUGGAAUUUGGCAUCCCUACGUUGCAAGAUUAUGACGACAGCAUACAGCACACGCCAGAAAGGUUCGAGGAUAAUGAGACUGCUGGAACAGUUGGAACAAUCGAAUCAGGGAGAACUGUGAGGAGGCACUACCUCCCGGUUGCCAAAUCGGGGCAGCCAGGUGCGAGCCAGGAACUCAUGGAUAUGUCCCCUGAGGACCCGGCAACUUUGCUACCAGCUCGUCCGCAGCCAAGGUUCAGCGGGCAUUCAAUGGUAGAUGCAUACGAACAUGAACAGAAUGGCAAGGGCGGUGGCAUCGUGGCCGGCUUUGUUAACAAGGUCCAAAUCAAGAACAGUUUUGGCAGCAUCACCACGGUGGACACGUUCAAGGAGAAGACAAAAGCGGCAAGAGAGCGUCGAGCGGGGGAGCACAUGGACGGGGGUAUCAUCAAUCGACCACGGCCGGCAGCUUUGUCGGGCCUGCCAUCGUCACUCCCACACGGUGGACGUAGCCAAUCGGCAGGGCUUCGGGGAGUUCUUCCGCGCUCCACUGCUGCAAGACCACCAAUCAUCAACAUAUCUCAUCACCACACCAUAUUCAAUGAUGAAAUGGACGGGGAGUGGACCCCAGUCCUCCCCGACCCGCUUGGCAUAUCGUACGAAGACAUCGCCAACAGCUCGCCAUUUCACCCCUCCCCGACGUGGUCCACCAUCAAGAGCGCAGACAAAGGAUUGUACCCUACCGAACCGGGUGCAAGUCCACCUUCGGGCAAGCCGGACUGGACCGUCCUGAAGGGAGACGACGACUCGCCUGUCAUCAACGAAUGGGUGCAGCGCGAUGGCGAGAGACGAGACGGAGGAGACGGAGGAGACGAGGAGGCAGGCCGUGGUGCGGCAGGCUUGGGUCUGGGUAUCAAUAUACAUAAUGAUAAAAAUAGUGACGCGCCUGCGCCUCAACACCCGCCUGCUGACAGAAGCUGGGAUGUCGGUCUGGGGUUGAGCAGUCUGUGGAAAAGCAGCAAGCGCCGAGACGACAGGGGGCAGCUUUUCGAGGUGGCGAUGAAUUCAUCAUCAUCGCCGUCACCGCGGGCUCAGGAACGAGACACGAAAUACACGUCGCAAUACUCGGUCUUUAGUAGGUGGGGCUCGAAUGAUGAGAACAACACCGGGCGGUCGGCUGGUGGAGCUGGCAGUAAUGGGUCGAAGGGUUCGAGAGGAUCGAGUUUAAAGUCUGGGAUUAGCGACUAUAGGGUUUUCGUUUAA
Molecule: messenger RNA, 3231 nt
Organism: Pyricularia grisea
Lineage: Eukaryota; Fungi; Ascomycota; Sordariomycetes; Magnaporthales; Pyriculariaceae
Exons: 1
Coding region: 1-3231 (1076 amino acids)
Cellular component (GO): membrane
Molecular function (GO): calcium ion binding
Source: RefSeq, a predicted model, not a curated record